CUCAUUUCUCUCCCAGAAUUCAUCUGCCUAACGGUACGACCCCCAAACACUCCUCUUAAGAAGAAGAAGAGAGAAAAAAAAAAAAAGAAAGAAGAAUGUGUCCAUCUGGUAGAAGUUUAGCUUCAAACGGCAAAACGACGUCGGCCAGGCUGGAUUUCAGGACAGCAUUUGACGUUCUCGACGCGGACCGCGAUGGGAAAAUUAGCCGAGACGAUCUUAGGAGUUUUUACACGGGAUUUUUAAGUGGCGGCGCCGACGAUGAUGUUAUAGGGUCUAUGAUGUCUUUGGCGGACUUUAAUAAAGAUGGGUUCGUGGAGUACGAGGAAUUCGAACGAGUUUUGAAUGGUAAUGGAAAGAGGAAGAAGACCUAUAAUGGAGUCAUGGAGGAUGUGUUUAAGGUUAUGGACAAAGAUGGAGAUGGCAGAUUGAGCCAUGAAGAUUUGAAAAGUUACAUGCAGUGGGCCGGAUUUGAUCUAGCUGAUGAAGAUGUCAAAGCUAUGAUCAAAUUGGGUGGUGGAGAUGAUAAAGACUCUGUAUCUUUCGAUGAUUUGCUUAAGAUUUUGUCUCUUGAUAUAUGAUUCCAUAUCACAAUUAUGUAAAAGUUGGAUUUUUAAUUAACAUAUGAACGAUUUUUUUGCUUCA
Molecule: messenger RNA, 642 nt
Organism: Jatropha curcas
Lineage: Eukaryota; Viridiplantae; Streptophyta; Magnoliopsida; Malpighiales; Euphorbiaceae
Product: Ca2+-binding protein 1
Molecular function (GO): calcium ion binding
Source: RefSeq, a predicted model, not a curated record